GGAUAACCAAAUCAAACAAAGCCUCUGGCCUUUCAUUUGAAAGACUGCAGCAAACCACACCAGGGUCACAUGAGUCUGCAACAUACACUGAGUUUUCAGUGCAGUGACGGAAUGAAGCAAGUAAUUGUUUUGUAGGGCUUCAUCUCUUUUCCAAGCCAGCAUUGUUGAUGCAAGAAGCCAGGCAGUCAGAUGGAUGCCUUUGCCAUGGGUGUGACUGUGCCAAUGCACCUGGUCUUGCUGAGUCUGAUGACUGGGAGCAGCCAGGGGUGCUACUGUGAACAUUACCCAUGGGGGUCGUGGUCUGCCUGCUCACAGACCUGCAAUUUCGGCACACAGACCAGGCACAGGCAAAUAAGAAUGGAUGAAUAUUAUAGCCAAAACUUCUGUGACCAGCUGUGCACAAAGCAAGAAUCUCGUACAUGUAACCAGCAAACAUGUCCUAUCAACUGUCAGCUUGGAGGCUUUGGCCCUUGGUCAGAAUGUGACCCAUGUGUUAAAAAACAAUUCCGUACCCGGACACUCCUGCAACCAUCCCAAUUUGGGGGCCAGGCAUGUACCGAGCCACUGGUGGAUUCCCGCCCUUGUUUCCCAGCUAAACUCUGCAACAUAGUGGAAGUUGACUGCAAGAAUAAAUUUCAGUGUGAAAGUGGUCGCUGUAUUUCAAAAACAUUGGAAUGUAAUGGAGAAAAUGACUGCGGGGACAACUCUGAUGAAAGAAACUGUGGAAGGAAAAAGACGGUGUGUAACCGAAAGUAUGAGAGCAUCCCAGGUGUGCAAUUAAUAGGCAGUGGAUUUCACAUUCUGGCAGGAGAGAGCCGAGGGGAAGUUCUUGGCAACUCAUUCAAUGGAGGACAAUGCAUAACAGUGAAGCGCAAUGAGACAAGGAAAUUGUAUCGUGUUCCUGCAAAUCUGGAGGCUGUCAGCUUUCAGGUAGCAGAUGAAGAGGAUGAUGUAACAUCAGAUUUCUACAAAGAUUUAACUCCCCUGAGUGAUAGUGCUUCUGACAGUAGUUCAUCCACUCGUAGUGGUAAAAGUUCUUCUGGUAUCCCAUUUUUAUUCUCAAGAAAGACACGGGUCCAGGUUACUUCACUUUCCUCCUUCAAGAAAGCUAUUAAAGCCUCAUAUGAAAAGAAUUCCAACUUUAUUAGAGUCCAUAAAGUAAUUUCUGUUGCAAACUUCACAAUGAAACAGUCAGAUCUGCAGCUAUCAGACAUCUUUCUAAAAGCACUUAACCACCUGCCCCUGGAGUACAACUAUGCUUUAUACAGCAGAAUAUUUGAUGACUUUGGCACUCAUUACUACACCUCUGGGAAGAUGGGUGGUUCCUAUGAUAUUCUUUACCAGUACAGCUCUGAGGAACUGCAGAACUCAGGCCUGUCAGUUGAGGAAUCAACAGAGUGUGUCCGAACAGAAACAACCAGGCGUGUGUUCUUCAGGAAGAAAAAGAAAGUCAGUACCAGAUGCACCACAAACAGGAUGACUGUGACACAUGAAGGUUCUAUUUUGGAGUCAGCUGAACGAUCAGUUUCCCUGGUAAAAGGUGGCAGGUCAGAGUAUGCAGCAGCUCUGGCCUGGGAGAAAAAAGGGGCUUUUCCAGGACAUAGAGUCUUCACAGACUGGCUGGAAUCAACAAAAGACAAUCCUGCAGUGAUUGACUUUGAGGUGUCACCCAUCGUGGACCUGGUCAGGAACGUGCCAUGCGCUGUGACCAAGCGCCGCCAUCUGAGGAGAGCCCUGAGGGAACACGUGGGCAGGUUUGACCCCUGCCAGUGUGCCCCGUGCCCCAACAAUGGCAGGCCUGUGCUCUCUGGGACACAGUGCCUCUGCCUGUGCCCGGCUGGCACCUACGGCGCCAACUGCGAGACGCGGGCUCCGGGUUACACAGCAGUUGCUGUUGAUGGCCGAUGGGGUUGCUGGUCUGAAUGGAGCCCAUGUGAUGCUUCCUUCAAAAAAAGAAGGACUCGGGAAUGCAAUAACCCCUCCCCAAUGAAUGGUGGGAAGCCGUGUGAAGGGCAGUGGGAAGAAGAGGAGGACUGUUAUGUCUCUGUGUUCACAGACAGAGGUGCUCCUUGUAUAAAUGAUGAUGAAACCAAGAGAGAAGAGAAUGUCUUGAUUAGUGAACCUGACUCUGGAUGUUCUAGGCCAGACCCACCAGAGCACGGCUUUAUCAGGAAUGAAAAGAACCAGUAUGCUGUGGGGGAGGAAGUUGAAGUUGCUUGCAUGAGUGGUCAUAGCCUCAUUGGCUAUCAAUACCUUCGGUGUCUGCCAGAUCAAACCUGGACACAACAACAUGUUGAGUGCCAACCCUCAGUAUGCCUCAGGCCACUAAUAUCUGACAGUAUCACAAUUUCCCCAUUUAAGCAACAGUACAACAUUGGUGAAACAGUGAAGCUGAGUUGCCAACCUGGGUUUGUAGUCACUGGUCACACAAAGUAUACCUGUGGGAAAGACCUGUCCUGGAUGCCUCCUAUUUUGAGUUCUAUUAUAUGUGAAACAGAUGUGCAAACUAAAAUUAGAGGUAUUUGCAGUCCAGGACAAAAGCAGGUUGGAUCUCAGUGUGUUUGCAUGUCUCCAGAAGAAGAUUGUGGCCACUACUCAGAAGACAUCUGUGUGCUACAUGCUGUUUCUGAACAGAAUGUGACCAAGCCCAGCUGUCAGUACUCAGCCGAAAUGUGCCUUGGAGUGAAGUCAUUCCAUUUCUUGCAUGCCGGCCCUUGCCAUGGUAAUUCCAACCUAGACUGGGCUAUUGAGAGGGCAAAGCUCUCUGAAAAUAGCUUGAAGAAAGUGCCUUGUGGUUAUGACACCUGCUAUGACUGGGAGGAUUGUCAAGAGACACAGACCCAGUGCUUCUGCCUGAUGCCUUACCAGUGUCCCAAAGAAGAGAUCCGCCCUCACUGCAUCCAAAUGGAGACAACAGGGAGGCGGAGGACAGUCAGUCAUUGCAUGCUGGCAGCCAUGAAAUGUGCUGGCAUCAAACUGCAGGUGCUGGAGCAGGGGAGCUGCCUGCCAUAACCCAUUUGCUCUCUGCAGACACCAUGAUCAUUGCAUCAAAUGCAGACUGAGCCACCCACGGAAUACUUGAUCAGUUAUGAAAGGAUAAGUCGAUCAAAACAAAAGGAUGAUAAAAAAAAGUAGAGCUUGCUUAACAGCUUUUUGGGAGAAGGGUGGCAGUGUUUUUUUUCUGUCUGAAAAUUACCUGGGCUUGGGAGUAUAGGGACAGCUUGUCAUUGCUGCCACCACUGGCGAUGUGCAGAGGAAGGGAGGGGAACAAAAGGAAAGAGAGAAAAAGAAAGAUUGCCUUUGUUCUCCCCAAGAUCUGAUGGGACUAUUCCUUUCCUCAUCCACUUGCUGCUUUAUCCUUGUGCUUGUGAUUGCUGUGCACUCUUGUUUCACUGGAUGAAUACCUGCUGUAUCAUGCAGGCAGA
This is a messenger RNA of Pseudopodoces humilis (Tibetan ground-tit), 3425 nucleotides long. It is a transcript of the gene C6, whose product is annotated as complement C6. Gene Ontology annotation, cellular component: membrane attack complex. NCBI's taxonomy places the organism in Eukaryota, Metazoa, Chordata, Aves, Passeriformes, Paridae. Gene Ontology annotation, molecular function: protein binding. The record is from RefSeq and is a predicted model, not a curated record. Gene Ontology annotation, biological process: complement activation.